ACGAAGAUAAGAAAACGAUUCUCACCGGAACGGAACAACAUCAUAUACGCGACCAAGACGAUUAGCUUGUGUGUGUGUGUACGGUAGAGGUGGUAGUGAGGACUAAAGUCAAAAGGCGAGCAAGACAGUGCAACUAAAGACAACAGGCCAACAAGAGUGUACAGAGACGUUUUGGGGUUUUACAUUCCUGAUUAUAACAAAGACAAACAUGGAUUUGAAGUUAUUCCUUCUAGUUGGAGUGUGUUGUGUGCUCCGUGCAUCAGCACAGGACAGAAGUAAAGCCAUGCAGGCCGAACGGACGGGACAGCUUCGCCGCCUGAAUCCGCGCUUCGGGCGGAAUUUCGUCUUGCCGCCCUUAACCGACGAGAACAACGCCAUUCAAGACGCCGAGAACAGGGAAGAACACAUGAACGAGAUCCUGAACACGAUACCUGGCGAGGCUGACGAAAUGGAACCAGGCAUGGCUGACGGCACAUGGCGCCUACCCCUCGAGAACCAACUUUUCAAAUACUUCAACAGACCGCGUCGGUAUUAAACCCUCUAAAACAGACUUUCACCAACACCACAUCCCUUUAACUUUUAGAUAAGAAAAAACAAACAAAUCCGACCAAAGAUUAAAACACACUAAGAUAAAGAAACCAUUUCAAACUGAAUUUCAGUUCUGGGCCCAAUUUCAUAAAACAUGUAAGCAGCCGUGGUGGUUACGGGGCGUCCCCUAGAAGAAGUUAUAUUUCAUAAAGCUGUUUAAUACUGUAAGCAAGGGUAAAUGCUCGAUAACCCGCGGUUAGCACGAGAGUGACGUUAACAAAUGCAAUUUCGUGUUGAACGUGCAUGCGCGUCGAGAAUUUGCCUGCUUACUUGGGAAAUUAUGGUGAAGUACGCGAUGCUAACGCCCAAUGUUCUGCUACAGUAAGCACAAAAAUGUGCUAACCGGUAAACAGCUUUAUGAAAUUGGGCCCAGCUUGUAGAUUCGGUGAGAAUGGUCCAUUGAUACCAUAGCAGUUAUAAUUUCGAUACCAAGCCUUCAUUACUGUUAACAGAUAUUGAAACAGAAGCAUUAUGUAUUGUCAAGGCGACUCUCUAAUUCCCGUUGUCUUUGUUGAGAAGACGUGCGACGUGAAAAGAGAAGCGCCGAUUCUUUCAAACUUAUUGCACUUCGUGGGCGGUGCAUUGAAAUCCGACAGACUGAUUCCACGCGCCACACGCGGCAAACGAGUUUACGAGGAAGUUUGUGUCGUGUUUGUUUUAUUUGUCGUCGUCCAUUUUGGUUUUCACCGCCUUUAUUCACAAACAGCAAGUUCGAGUGCGCAUGUUUUAGUCAUCUACUGACAAGCAACGUACAUGCGCAGUGACGCACCCACUCGAACGUUUCGUUUGGAACCCCAGUCAACCAUCGACACCACGGUUUUCAACACUACUCCAUUGCUUUCCGCGUGUUCGCCAUAGUGUCACUGGUUCCGCUCUGCGCUAUACACAUGUUAGCAUGUAACUGGCUAUUGGGACCAGUCAUGAGGCUGGUUCCAAAUGGUCGACCGCAGUAGUCAACAAAUGGUCGACCAGCUUGGGUGCGAGUCAACAUUAUAGUCAACACAGUGCGCACUCGAGCUUGCUCAUAUGUGCACGGGUGAAUAGAAACACCCGAGGUCGCAUUAUAUAGCCUAUUAGUCCAUGUCUUAGGCCCUUUUCGAAUACACGGCUUCGGGCUUCAGCUUCGGCUCAGGCUAGCUUGGCCCCGCGGUUGUUUUUGACAAUUGCGCUAGCUUCGCGUACGCGCUCAGGGCUUCAGACGAGAGGACGGAGCCUGAAGCCGAAUCCAAAGCCGAAGCCGUGGUUACGUAAAUGGCCAUAGUGUAGUGUCCUUGGAUUGUAUCGUGAUGGCGGUUUGUUUUAAAAAUUUACUAAUUAUUACAACCGUUUUAAAAAUGAAAACCUCGUUCUCAGGUUGGAAUAACUACCCAUCUUGUGGGCGAGCAAUGAAGGCAGUUAUUUAUUCCCAGUGGACAAGGUUGUGUACAAAACGAUAUCUGGUUAUCAUAAAAGGAAAUCCGGGUGUUGUGAAAUUCUCUUCUUUGUACAAAACCGAAGGGAAAAAUCGGCAGAAAGAAAACAAAACAAUGAGGGGAAAAUGAGACGUCCUUGAUUUAACGGUUAUUCGUCUUUGGGGUGUGUUUGUGUGUGUUUACUUUUAUGUCUAACAAAGUUGUGCCACCAUGUUUGCUUUACACUAACCAAUACUACUAAUAAAAUAGUGUGGAAUUUAACAAUCAUUUUGUGGUUAUUUCUCAUAGUGAGUAUAAACUAAAUGUAGAUUUCCACACAUGUAAGAAAACACAACCCCAUACAGUUUCAAUACAUGUACAGUAUAGUUCAAACACGUAAACCUAGAUUCAGUGUAAGAAGGUCGACGAAAUAAUAUCCUUAUUUAGUUGUGUACCAAUGGCCAUGGCCAUCGAGUGUUGAUGGCGACAUUUCAAAGACAGAUCCAUGUUGUAAAAUAUUCAUUUUGCUUACAAUCAGUUGAUCCAGAUAGAGUCAGCCUGACCGGAAACUCUGCUAUAGUUUAGGCUGACUUGAUUGCUAGUCAGAAAGGCAUGAACAAACCGGGUCAAAACACCAAUCCGGAAGCCAUCAGAGUCUAGUGUGAAUAAACAGGUUAAUGCCGACCGUGAUAAGAGUCAGUCUGACCCUUGACCCCUACCAGACAUUCUGAGAGAUGGUAUCUGAAAACAUCAAGUCUGGGUUCGCAACAAAACACAACAUCAGUUCUAUCGGAUCUACUAAAGUCACCUCAAAGACUGCAUACUUAAAUAACUGUAUUAAAACCAUUGUUUAUCGUUUUGACGCUUGUAAAUAUGGGAUGAAAUGCAAACGAACUUUAUGUCACAAGUGGUUUCAAUCCAAAAAGUAAUGGUUAAUUUAGAGAUUUGUUUAUAUGAAAUAAAUUGUGUAAAAACGUUCACAUAUAAAAUUCAAGCGGUUAAAUCUA
Molecule: messenger RNA, 2986 nt
Organism: Asterias rubens (European starfish)
Lineage: Eukaryota; Metazoa; Echinodermata; Asteroidea; Forcipulatida; Asteriidae
Exons: 3
Coding region: 209-535 (108 amino acids)
Source: RefSeq, a predicted model, not a curated record